Messenger RNA from Caenorhabditis bovis, 1623 nucleotides. The record is from the annotation of a GenBank genome assembly. NCBI's taxonomy places the organism in Eukaryota, Metazoa, Nematoda, Chromadorea, Rhabditida, Rhabditidae.
AUGUCGGAAUUCGCUUCGAUUUCAACUAGAUCUUCAGCUUUAUUCAAUCAGCCACUUGUUGCUUCAUUACAACAGUCAUUAAGGACUAAUCAAUCAGAAUAUAAGGCAUAUCGAGCAAAAGUGAAUUUGAAAAUUACUGAGCAGAGAAAUGAGACCACCGGAGAAAAGGAAUUGCGAUUCGAAAUUAGUCGUUCUGAUGAUUUCGAGUUUUUGUUUGCAGAAGUUCUUAAUAAUGACAAGUAUCAGAAAUUAUCACGGGAACAUGAUUUGACAGUGGAUUUUGAGGCAUUUCCAAGAGCAAUAAUUCAGAAGCUACUCAGUAAAAAUAUUGCAACAGAUGACUCAGGAGAAGCCGGGAAUAUGGGUCCUCAUAGUUUUGCGGAUGGAAAACCAACGGAAAUCAAAUUAGUUCUGGAUGCCGAUAAAAGGGUUUGCUCAUUCGAACUUUUUUCGAAGACUCCCAUCAGUAAAGGGCGAAUAUUUGCGCUGAAAAUGAGCGCAGUGCGCGGCGACCAAUUGACGGCCCAUUUGCUGACAAUCUGCUCAAGCCAGAUGAAAAAAUUGGAGCAUUUGAGGCAUUUGACGAGCGAGCACAAUGAAUUAAGCGAGAAGUUCGACAAAACACGAAGAGAACUCGACGAAUUGCGACAUUUGGAAGAGAAAAAUAAGCAGGAUUUGGACCGCAUUGAAGAACUUGAAUCCGAACUCGAACUUGUGAAAGAAGAACGACAGAAUUUGGUGAUUCUUGCUGAAGAAAAAGACGAAUUAAUGGAGGAAAUUCGACAAGAAACCGAAGAUGCAAGAAAACAAGUCGAAGAAAUGACUGAGGAACUCCAAAUUAUGGAUACUAUUAUUCGCGAAGAGCAAGAUCAAAGCGAUAGAUUACGAAAGGAAAAGGAGGCGUUGAGACGGGAAAACUCGGAAUUGCGCAAAGAAAACUGCGAAUUGCUGAAAGACGUCGAAAAAUCGAAGCAUGUUGUCAAGAAAUACCUGAAUAAUAAAUGCGGCGACGGCAGUCAACAGAGUGUUGAUAUGAGAAAAUUGAAGGAAUUGGAAGCGGAUUUGAAAGAAAAGGAUGGUCUUGUGCUCACUUUAACCGAGACAAUUGCCACACUUCGCAAAGAAUUGGAAGAUGAACGCAAAAAAUGCAAAGAAAUUGAGGAAAAUGCGGAACAAUUUCGAAAAGCAAACGUUGAGAUGAACGAAAAAUUACAACUGUAUCGGAACAAUCGCACUUCAACGCUCAUCAACGGCUCGAAUUAUAUGUCGCCAUUGCUCAAUGGAUCCGCAGUUCCCAACAAUCUGACCCCUUCGUCUGUUCUUCGCGGGACCCCGGCUUAUAAGGCCGUAUUCCCAUCAAGCAGCAGUUUGAACAACACCCCAUUAGGUGGUUAUGCGAAUGUGAUGAGAUCAACGACGCCGGGAGUUUUCAAUCAGACGUCGCCUUAUGGAAAUCAAUUGGUUCCAACUACUCCGACUGUUCUUCGGAAUACGACGAAUCUCACGAAUGACACGACGACGUCAACGACUACGCCGAUUUUGAUGAAUUCGACGACGACAACGCCGACGAAUCCUGCCAACAGAUUCGGAACUCUUCAGCCGACUGUUACCUUUAACACAUAA